Molecule: messenger RNA, 1929 nt
Organism: Schistosoma intercalatum
Lineage: Eukaryota; Metazoa; Platyhelminthes; Trematoda; Strigeidida; Schistosomatidae
Source: the annotation of a GenBank genome assembly
AUGGUGUAUAUUCAUCGAAUUUCGAUAUACAGAUCUAACUACUUCAUGAAGUUUAUACAAAGUCAAGUGAGAGAAAUUAACGCAUUCUUGUCGCGUCAUUUGCGAGUUUACAGUUUAUUCUCAUGUGUUAUAUGGUUAUUACUUAUCGGUGCAUUCUUGCGCACAACUUGGAAUCUAUCCUAUAUAAUUUGGAAUCAAUCAAGUUAUGAUAAUAAUGCGAAUUUAAACAAUUAUGAUAAGCGUUGGAAACCAACUAUUCAUACUGUUUCACGGCUAACUGAUGCAAUGCUUAAUUUAUGGCCUGUGUAUAUUGCGAAAGGUAUUUUGCCACCAAGUGAUAUAACUUUGAUUAGUUUCAGUAGUCAGUCACCGUUUCCGUUUGAUAGUCAGUUAAAUUCUGUAACAGAGUUCGAUAAACGAGAACAACACCGAGUAUUAUUAACUAAUAUAUUUCAUGGCUUGAUCACCCGAUUAAUAUGGAUUUAUCCAUCCUGGAAACAAUCAUCUUUCAAUCAAUUUUAUAAGAAAUCACAAUUUCAUGUUGGUUUAGCUCGGAUCAACUUACUGGAAGAUGAUAAUAAUAAUAAUACUAAUAGUAAUAAUGACUUGAAAUCUAAUUUUCCAUCAAGGAUUACAACUUUUUGUUUAUGUAAUCCGGCUGGAAACUUUUGUAGUUUACCUUUGUUAUCCUCAUCAAAAAUUCAUAUACCAAGACAAUCUUGUUCAGUGGCUAGCAGUUUUAUAUAUGAAGAAAUUAUUGAUGUAAUGGCCGAAUCAAUUUUAUCCCAAGAUGAAAAUGAACGUUUGACGAAGGAUUUAAUUUACUUGUUUUCACGUGAAUCGUAUUUUCAAUCAGACAAGUCAACACUUUCUAAAACAUCAUCAUCACCAUCUCAUACUUCGUUAUUUCGUAAUAAACGUACUGUGUGGAUUAAUAGUCUAUUCAUAUUACACAUAGAUAUGAAUUAUUUUUUUGAAUCUAUUACAAAAGUAAAUAACACGUCAUCUGAUUUGUCUGAAUGGUUUACUGAUUAUAUUCGUAUGAAUUCAUUAAAUGACAGUAAUGUUGAUUUCAGCGCAUAUGAACCUCAAGUGGAAAGUGCUUACUUAACUUCACAUAAGAACGAUAAAUAUAUUGCUGAUAAUAAAGAUAAUAACAGUAAUGACAAUCACAUUCCAGUUAUACCAGCUUCAAUAAUUCAUCAGUACACUAUAUUAUUAAAGGAUGUGUAUAAUAAAUUAUCAUAUUUAUCAUUAACUGAACAAAAUCAUUUAAUUAAUGAUAUCAAUCAAUUCAUUAAUUCAAUGCUUCAUUUUAUAACUACACAUGAUCCGAAUCUGUUAUCAUACUGGUCAAAUCAAUCAUUGAUAUCUAGUACAUCUUGUUGUUAUUUAAAGCCUUCUAUUGAAUUAAUUUCAUUGAAUUCAAAUGAGAAUAUAUAUGUUUUUAACCAAUGGAAAACUAGAUAUCAGAUAGCAUUUUAUUAUCUUGAUAAUUAUUGUUCAUAUUCGGAUGCAAUGAUUAAUGUUUUAUUAAAUAAACCGACAAUUAUGGUUGGUGCAAAAAAAGAAUUAUCAAGUUUAUGGAGUUGGUUGUGUACGUUGAAUACGGUUACAUUAAAAUUCAUCAGCCAAUUUGUAGUCUGUACCUAUCAAAGUGAAAAUCAUAUGCAAUCAAUUGGUUUGUGUAAUCGCGAAAAAUCCUCAUUAAUUUCAUUUGAUGAAAUACCUGUAAUUCAAAGAAGUUCUCUUACGUUAUAUACAUUAGAAAGUGUCAUCACAUGUUUACCUCGUCCAUUAUCUGUGAAUUUAGUAAUGCAUCCAUCAUGGGAACAACUUAUUCAUAAAAUGCAUCUGUCUACUGAAUUGUGCAAGAUACUCAAUGAAUCUGUUCUAAAUAAACAGGAUAACCUUUCACGGAAGGGGUAA